CCAGCAGUUACCCCUGUGGACGAGGAGAGCUCAGAUGGGGAGCCAGAUCAGGAAGCUGUGCAGAGGUACUUGGCAAAUAGGUCCAAAAGACAUACACUGGCAAUGACCAACCCUACAGCUGAGAUCCCACCGGACCUACAACGGCAGCUAGGACAGCAGUCUUUCCGUUCCCGGGUCUGGCCUCCUCACCUGGUACCUGAUCAGCAUCGCUCUACCUACAAGGACUCCAACACCCUGCACCUCCCUACGGAGCGUUUCUCCCCUGUGCGCCGGUUCUCAGAUGGGGCUGCAAGCAUCCAGGCCUUCAAAGCUCACCUGGAAAAAAUGGGCAACAACAGCAGCAUCAAACAGUUGCAGCAGGAGUGUGAGCAGCUGCAGAAGAUGUACGGGGGGCAGAUUGAUGAAAGAACCCUGGAGAAGACCCAGCAGCAGCAUAUGUUGUACCAGCAGGAGCAGCACCAUCAAAUUCUCCAGCAACAAAUUCAAGACUCUAUUUGUCCUCCUCAGCCUUCUCCACCUCUUCAGGCUGCAUGUGAAAAUCAGCCAGCCCUCCUCACCCACCAGCUCCAGAGGUUAAGGAUUCAGCCUUCAAGCCCACCCCCCAACCAUCCCAACAACCAUCUCUUCAGGCAACCCAGUAACAGUCCUCCCCCCAUGAACAGUGCCAUGAUCCAGUCUCACGGUGCUGCAUCUCCUUCCCAGUUUCAAGGUUUACCCUCUUGCAGUGCAAUCUUCCAGCAGCAGCCUGAGAACUGUUCCUCUCCUCCCAGUGUGGCACUAACCUGCUUGGGCAUGCCACAGCCUCCCCAGUCACAGCAAGUGACCAUCCAAGUACAAGAGCCUGUUGACAUGCUCAACAACAUGCCAGGGGCAGCUGCAGGCUCCACCGGGCGGGGCAUCUCCCUCAGCCCCAGUGCCAGUCAGAUUCAGAUGCAGCAUCGUACUAACCUGAUGACCACCUUCAGCUAUGGGCACCGACCCUUGUCCAAGCAGCUGAGUGCUGACAGUGCAGAGGCCCACAGCUUGAACGUGAAUCGCUUCUCCCCUGCUAACUACGACCAGGCGCAUUUACACCCCCAUCUGUUUUCGGACCAGUCCCGGGGUUCCCCCAGCAGCUACAGCCCUUCAACAGGAGUGGGGUUCCCUCCAACCCAAGCCCUGAAAGUCCCUCCACUUGACCAAUUCCCCACCUUCCCUCCCAGUGCACAUCAGCAGCCGCCACACUAUACCACAUCGGCACUACAGCAGGCCCUGCUGUCCCCCACGCCGCCAGACUAUACAAGGCACCAGCAGGUACCCCACAUCCUUCAAGGACUGCUCUCUCCCCGGCAUUCGCUCACCGGCCACUCAGACAUCCGGCUGCCCCCAGCAGAGUUUGCACAGCUCAUUAAAAGGCAGCAGCAGCAACGACAGCAGCAGCAGCAGCAGCAAGAGUACCAAGAAUUGUUCAGGCACAUGAACCAAGGGGAUACUGGCAGUCUGUCUCCCAGUCUUGGGGGACAGAGUAUGACAGAGCGCCAGUCUUUAUCUUAUCAAAAUGCUGACUCAUAUCACCACCACCACAGCAGCCCCCAGCAUCUUCUCCAAAUCAGGGCUCAAGAAUGUAUCUCACAGGUUUCCUCACCCACCCCGACCCACGGUUAUGCUCAUCAGCCGGCACCAAUGCAUCCGGAGAGCAUGGAAGAGGACUGCUCAUGUGAGGGGGCCAAGGACGGCUUCCCAGACACUAAGAGCUCCAGUACGUUGACCAAAGGUUGCCAUGACAGCCCCCUGCUCUUGAGUGCCAGUGGACCUCGAGACCCUGAAUCUUUACUAGGAACUGUGAGUCAUGCCCAGGAAUUGGGGAUACAUCCUUAUGGACACCAGCCAACUGCUGCAUUCAGUAGAAAUAAGGUGCCCAGCCGAGGUAAUCUCCCCAAAGUAAAAGUCCUGGGCCAGUCUGCCCUAAUUCAAUCGACUCAGUAA
Messenger RNA from Galeopterus variegatus (Sunda flying lemur), 1965 nucleotides. RefSeq names its product serine/threonine-protein kinase SIK3-like. Lineage: Eukaryota; Metazoa; Chordata; Mammalia; Dermoptera; Cynocephalidae. The record is from RefSeq and is a predicted model, not a curated record.